Centruroides sculpturatus (bark scorpion) is the source of this 1246-nucleotide messenger RNA. Its product is annotated as protein ABHD11-like. The record is from RefSeq and is a predicted model, not a curated record. Gene Ontology annotation, cellular component: mitochondrion. The transcript is spliced from 6 exons. The coding region runs from base 297 to 1154 and encodes 285 amino acids. NCBI's taxonomy places the organism in Eukaryota, Metazoa, Arthropoda, Arachnida, Scorpiones, Buthidae. Gene Ontology annotation, molecular function: catalytic activity.
UUAAAAAAUGGUGCAGCAUCCUCUGAUAAGAUUUUCUAAAUUAUGAGACAACGUUGGUGUGUUACCAAUUAUUGUAUAAAAUUCCUGUAUAUGUCACUUCUAAAUUAUCUUCAUUCUCUGUACUAAUUUAAAAUUGUUCACAUUCUGGCAGCAUCUGUAUUGAUUGAAAGCAAUCCUGGUAGCUAAUAUGACUCUUAUGAGGUAUCCUAACUCUGAGACCUAUAUUGGUUAUCGGGAUUGAUAGCUAAUACGGGACUAGGAUUCUAGGCUGGCGGGAUACCUCGUGUUCUGGACGAAUGAAAGAAUCCCGAUAUAGAUUAAAACCCGUUAAGUUGGCAUUCGAUUCUUACCGGUUUACCAAAACGACCGUGCCGUCGUCUCCUGUCGUCAUUUUGCACGGACUCUUGGGAUCGAAAAGUAAUUGGAGAUCGUUAUCCAAAGAAAUUGCUAGGGUUACUGGAACAAAGAUCUAUGCCGUCGAUGUACGAAAUCAUGGCGAAAGUCCACACAGCACCGAAUUUGAUUAUCGACAUAUGGCCGAAGACCUGAUACAUUUUCUAAAUGAAAUGAACAUUAAAAAAUCACUACUAGUUGGACACAGUAUGGGAGGAAGGAUUUCUAUGUUCGUCGCUUUAAGUAAGCCCGAACUUGUAGAAAGAUUAGUUGUCGUGGAUGUUUCGCCUAUAAAUGUACCUAGUGAUUUUCAUGCCGAAAUUUUCCAAUAUUUGCAAGCUAUGAAAUUGUCGUUAAAACAACUUCCCGAAGGAGUUUCGCUUUCUGAUGCAAGACAACUAAUUAAUAAUUAUCUUGUUCCGAUUGUACCGAAUAUUGCAACUCGACAGUUUUUACUAACAAAUUUAGUGGAAAUAAAUAAGGAAGUGAAGUGGCGUUGUAACUUAGAUGUCAUUUUGGACAAAUUUGUUACGGGAGUUAGCACUUUCCCACCAGUAAUGGCAAAAUUCGACAAGGAUACGUUAUUUAUUUGUGGUGAACGGUCUCCGUAUGUCUUAAAAGAAGAUCAUGAAAAAAUAAGAAGUAUAUUUCCCAAGGUAAAGUUCAGUUAUGUGGAGGGAGCCGGUCACUGGGUCCAUUCUGAAAAGCCAUCCGAAUUUUUAAAGUUGUUAAUUGAAUUUAUUCAAAAUAAAACAGACUGAAGUUUGUCAAGUUUAACAGCUUUAUUUAUGUAAUAAAUAAAGUUUAUUAAUAAAAUACAGUAAAAUUUUUAUAUUAAUAACUUUGAAUAGAA